Molecule: messenger RNA, 1257 nt
Organism: Brassica napus (rape)
Lineage: Eukaryota; Viridiplantae; Streptophyta; Magnoliopsida; Brassicales; Brassicaceae
Product: MADS-box protein SOC1
Exons: 8
Coding region: 387-1028 (213 amino acids)
Biological process (GO): positive regulation of transcription by RNA polymerase II
Cellular component (GO): nucleus
Molecular function (GO): protein dimerization activity; DNA-binding transcription factor activity, RNA polymerase II-specific; RNA polymerase II cis-regulatory region sequence-specific DNA binding
Source: RefSeq, a predicted model, not a curated record
AAUUGUUCCACAACAUUACCAUAACUACAACGAGAAGAGGAUCUUUUAAGAGAAAGCAGAGAUAGAGAGAAGAAAGGAGUGUGUGUGAGUUUUGCCUCUUGUUUCCUUUAUAACACACAAAUAGAUGAAACGAGGAAAGCUACUACUUCUUUUGUUCCUUCCAUAAAAAGAUCCUUCCUUUCGCAGAGAAUCUAGUUUCUCUUUUUUUUUUCUUCUUCUCGUAGCUCCUCCAUUAAUGCUUAUAUAAGUCUCCUAUAUCUUCCUAUUCAUACACAAUCCUGCUUCUUAGUUAACUCUUCUAUUAAUCUCCCGUACAAGCUUCGUGGUUAGGUUUUCUAUAUUUAUUAACCCUUUUGGCCACUGGGAAAUUAAACAAGGAGAAAAAGAUGGUGAGGGGGAAAACUCAGAUGAAGCGAAUAGAGAAUGCAACAAGCAGACAAGUGACUUUCUCUAAGCGAAGGAAUGGUUUGUUGAAAAAAGCCUUUGAGCUCUCAGUGCUUUGUGAUGCUGAAGUUUCUCUGAUCAUCUUCUCUCCUAAGGCAAAACUUUAUGAAUUCGCCAGCUCCAAUAUGCAAGAUACCAUAGAUCGUUAUCUGAGGCAUACCAAGGAUCGUGUCAGCACCAAACCUGUUUCUGAAGAAAAUUUGCAGCAUUUGAAACAUGAGGCAGCAAACAUGAUGAAGAAAAUUGAACAACUCGAAGCUUCCAAACGUAAACUCUUGGGAGAAGGCAUAGGAUCAUGUUCGAUAGAGGAGCUGCAGCAAAUUGAGCAACAACUUGAGAAAAGUGUCAAAUGUAUCCGAGCUAGAAAGACUCAAGUGUUUAAGGAACAAAUUGAGCAGCUCAAGCAAAAGGAGAAAGCUCUAGCUGCAGAAAACAAGAAGCUCGCUGAAAAGUGGGGAUCUCAUGAAAUCGAAGUCCGGUCGAAUAAGAACCAAGAAAGUGGAAGAGGUGACGAAGAGAGUAGCCCAAGUUCUGAAGUAGAGACAGAGUUGUUCAUUGGGUUACCUUGUUCUUCAAGAAAGUGAACAAACCACUCUCCAGAAACAAAAACAAAAUAAAGCAGAAAAACUAAGUAAAAACGGGCUUGUUGUAUAAGUACAAGUAACAAAACUCUAAAUCUGCGUCUCUUGUUGUCUUCUUUCUCUUUCUCUCUCUAUCUAUCACUCUCUUCUUUAAAACUGAAUUUCCUCUGCUAUGUAUCUAUUAUGUUUUUAUACACUUGCCUCUCUAGAAUCUAAUUAUGUUUAUUGCUCA